AUGUCGCGACUCCCGCAAACCCAGCGUGCGCUGCAGUUCAACCGCGUCGGCGGGCCCGAGGUCCUCGAAAUCGCCACUUCCGCCCCGCUGCCCUCCAUCAAGCCCGACCAAAUCCUCGUCAAGAACGCCUACGCUGGCGUGAACUACAUCGACACUUACUUCCGCGGCGGCGUAUACCCCGCUUCGCCGCUGCCGUACACGCUCGGUCGCGAGGGCGAGGGCACCAUAGUAGCUAUCGGCAGCUCCGUGACCGACUACAAAGUCGGCGACUACGUCGGGUACAUGGGGCCAGAGUCGCAAGCGGAGUACACUGCCGUGAGCGCGAACUAUGUGAUCGCUGUGCCGGCCGGCGUCGAGCCGGGGGUGACCGCCGCCGUGCUGCUGCAGGGCCUCACUGCGUUCACGCUGAUCCGCGAUGCGCACGAGGUUAAGAGGGGAGAUGCCGUGCUGGUGCAUGCCGCUGCGGGAGGUGUGGGAUUGCUGCUGUGUCAGCUCCUCAGGGCUGUGGGUGCGGGUACCAUUAUUGCGACGGCGUCGACGAAGGAGAAGUUGCAGCUGGCGGAGAAGAACGGGGCCACGCAUGGGAUUGAUUACUCCAAGGAGGACUGGGUGGCGCGCGUUAAGGAGAUUACUGGGGGCCAGGGCGUGAUUGCGGUUUUCGAUGGUGUGGGUAAGUCGACGUUCGACGGCGACCUGGAAGUGCUGGCGAGGAAGGGCAGUCUCGUGUCGUUUGGCAAUGCCAGUGGUGUCGUCCCGCCGUUCUCUAUCGGACGGCUGUCGGCGAAGAACCUGAAGGUCUUGAGGCCGACGCUGUUUAUGUACCUCACCACGAAGGAGGAGUUUACGGAGGCGGCGACUGAGUUGCUGCGGUUUGUAAAGGAGAAGAAGGUGGAUGUUAAGAUCCACAAGAUCUACUCGUUGGAGGAGGCACAGCAGGCACAUAAGGAUAUCGAGGGACGAGGCACCACAGGAAAGCUUGUAUACAAAUUGUAG
Messenger RNA from Tricharina praecox, 993 nucleotides. RefSeq lists its product as uncharacterized. Bases 1 to 993 code for a protein of 330 amino acids. Gene Ontology annotation, molecular function: zinc ion binding; quinone reductase (NADPH) activity. The record is from RefSeq and is a predicted model, not a curated record. Gene Ontology annotation, cellular component: cytoplasm. Gene Ontology annotation, biological process: cellular response to oxidative stress. Lineage: Eukaryota; Fungi; Ascomycota; Pezizomycetes; Pezizales; Pyronemataceae. The transcript is spliced from 3 exons.